Messenger RNA from Dictyostelium discoideum AX4, 363 nucleotides. RefSeq lists its product as hypothetical. NCBI's taxonomy places the organism in Eukaryota, Evosea, Eumycetozoa, Dictyosteliales, Dictyosteliaceae. The transcript has a single exon. Bases 1 to 363 code for a protein of 120 amino acids. The record is from RefSeq and is a predicted model, not a curated record.
AUGAUGGUAUCAAUUAUUGUACCAUCAUUAGUUAAAGAAUCAUCAAGAGAAUCAUUAUUGGCUACAACUAUUGAUAAUUCAACAUUAUCAACUACACCAUCACCAUCUCCAAAAUUACCAACUCUUGAAACUGCUAAACCAUUGUUACAUCAUCAUCUUCUUCUUCUUCAAACACCACUACUCAAACUAAUAAAGUUUCUGGUGGUUCUGCUAAAGAAAUUUGGACUAAAAUUGAUCAAAAUACUGCACCAUCAACUCCAUCUAAAAUUUUACCAAAAAGAUUACCUUCUCAAUCAAAUCUUUAAUAAUAAUAAUAAUAAUAAUAAUAAUAAUAAUAAUAAUAAUAAUAAUAAUAAUAAAUAA